This is a messenger RNA of Pocillopora verrucosa, 571 nucleotides long. NCBI's taxonomy places the organism in Eukaryota, Metazoa, Cnidaria, Anthozoa, Scleractinia, Pocilloporidae. The record is from RefSeq and is a predicted model, not a curated record.
CUUUUCUAAAGGUUUUUGUUUAGAUCAAGAAGAUUUUUUGCAGACUUUACUGGUGAAGUGAUGGCCUAUCAUGUCAAGAUUUCGACUAUCAUCGCCCUAUUUUGCCUACUUCUCAUUCAUGUGGUAAGGAUUGCUCCAUUUCCGUUCGACGGCCUCGCUCAGCAGAAUGAAGACUUCGCCUAUCGUGACAGUGAUCAGACUGGUAACGCAAUUGAAGAACGAAAUGCGUUACGUCGUAACAGAAGCAAGAAGAACUACUUUAGUUUAUUCCACCAUCGAGUCACUCGCGAUCGCGAUAUUCAUUCAUGUGUCCUCAGAGGCUCUCAAAAAGUGGAACCUUGUGGUGACGAUCAGGUGAAGACGGUUACCUGUAGGAAGACAAGCUGGGGUUGCAACAAUGGACCCAGAGCUUCGCCAGAUUGCGAAGAAAUAAGAGAGUACUUUGAUGCGUGUGGAAAAGUAUUAGUCACGGAUUGCAAAUGCAAAUAAAAAGUUAAUUGAAAGCGACUUUUAGAAAUGACAUCUGGUCUUUAGAAGUAAUAAAAAUUGUACAUACGUAUAGCUUUUUAGC